AUGGAUGAGUUCGAAACCCCGCGAGGAUUUUCGAGCUUGCCAAUAGGACAGGAAAUGCUCAUAGAGAAGCUACUGAACGAAGAGAGGUACUACCGACACGACAAGGGAAAGGAAAAAAAAAAAAAAGGAGAAAACGUUAAGGAGCAACUGCGUUACUACCUGAAUGAGAAAUAUGAGCUAUUCAUUGGGUACCAAAAUUUUAUGAAUAAGUUGUUUAAGAAGAAGAAGGUGUUGAGGGUGAGUCAUGGGAGAGAUGCCAGGAGGAAGAGGAAGGAGGGGCAGCCCCGUCAGGGGGGUGCUCGCCGUAGUGGAGCAGCGCCAAGUAAUGGGAACGCCACUAAAGUGAAGUGUCGAGAGGCGUCCGAUUUGAGCGGACCGGGUAGCGAUAGGCGAAGUGGUGAUGGGCGAAGUGGUAACAGGCGAAGCGGCGCACAUGCCAAAGAUGAGGACGAGGACAUCCCCCUGAGGAGCGACCAAAGGGGGAAGAACGCCCGCACCCAGGGGAAGAAGAACGCGUCGGAGUGGAGACACAAGGGAGGUGAUUCCAAAUCGUCUAAGAGCGUCUCCCCCCCGAAGAGAUGCUCCUGCGACUGCCACGGGUGUGUCGAUCGGGGUGGUCGCCUUACCGACGAACGGAGUAGCGGCGUAGGCGACGCAUCGGACGAGCGGUGUGGUCACGUAGAAGACACAGCGGAUGACCGCUUAACCGACGAACCGGGGCACCCGUCUCCUUCCCCCCCCCAGUGCUCAGACGCCAGCGACAUCUCCAACCUCUCCCCAGACGGACUCUGCUUCGAAAAACAAUUUAAAUAUAUAUAUGACCUGUACAGGCAGAAUGAAAAAAACGUUUAUUUGUUUUACAACCCUCCGAUGUGUAAGUGCGCCAAUAAGACUCUCAAGGAGAAGUACUAUCGGAGCCUGUGCCGGAAGUACCCUUGCCUGUUCAACUGCACGUUCGAAGGUGAGGAGGGGGGGGAACCCAGCAGAGGGGAGGCAUCUCAUAGGGGGGAAGCACCCCAAAAGGGAGAAACACCGCACAAGGGGGAACCAUCUCAUAAGGGAGAAACACCGCUCACAGGAGGAGCCCCCCCCGCGGGGGAACAACCGAGUGAUGCCAAGAGGCUGACGUACGCCGAGGUGGCGUCGGACGCGGUGGAAAUGAAGCUCUACGCGAAGGCCUUCUUCGAGUUGUGCCUCCUGCAGGGGGGGAGGGGAGCCAAGGAGGUUAAGGAGGCGAAGAAGGAAGCGGUUGACGGGGAGAGAAAGACAUCGAAUGGCGAGAUGAAGGACGCGGGUGAAGCGGCGAAAAAAACCUCGAAUGAGGGGGCGAAGGACGCGGGUGACUUCCCCCUCGGCGAAGAAGAAAUGCUUAAAAGGUUCUUCAAUAAGUGCGUGCGUAGAGUGAUGAGGAGGAACUCCCCGACGUGCGAAAACAGCUCCUGCUGUGGGCUUCUCUACGUGCCGUACAGUUACAUAGUGGUGCUGCUAAACAGGAAGGUGCAGAACUUGAGUUACCUCUGCAGCCACUUAAAGCUCCCCGGCAGCACCGACAUGUAUUAUAAUAAUAAGAAGAACGUCGUGACCAUUUGCACCAAAAGCUCCGUGCACGAGUUCUUCUGCUACUACUCUUUGAGAGAAAACAGCUUCAUAAAGAAUUUAAUUAUUUAUGACGUUUUCGUGGACGGGUUUGUUCCCUUCUUCAAGCCGCUGCUCAACCUGAAGGUGAAGAAGAAUUUGGAGAAGCUGAUGAGCUACGUGAGCUACAACAAGGGGUGCAACUUGUCCGUCGUGUUUUUCUGGGCCUGCGGGGGGGGCGCCACCAACAGAAGCAUUGACAGCACCGCUGACAGAAGCGCUGACAGCACCGAUAGCACCGCUAACAGCACCGCCAACAGCACCGCUAACAGCGGCGGGGAGAGUGAAGCGGCGGAGGGGGCGCGCAGCCGAGCAAGCCACAUGCCGCACCUGCGCGUGUGCAAAAUCGUAAACAUUAAUCACCCAAAUGAAUACAAGGGGUGGAGGAGCAGACACCCGAAGAAGGACAGCACAGAGGAGACGUCCAGCAGAGAGAGGAAAAGCAAAAUUAAUGAAGAUCAGCAGUACUUCGCCCACCUCUGCAACGGAAGUGAGGUCAUUAAUAAUAUGAACAUUAAUAUGGUCGUAGAGAAAAUUGCUAACAUUGCCAGUCGGAAGGAGAGUAGCCUCUGUGAGGAGGGCUGCAUUUUUAAUAAGCGCAACAGGAUGCAUGGGAAAGGAAAAGGAAAAAGGAAAAGAAUUCAAAUUUAUUUAUGUGAAUCGAUCAACUCCUUCGCGUUCGACCGGAGACCGCUUUACAUCAAACGGAGGGAGGUUACUCUCUCUUCCUUCGUUCACUUUCAGAAUGUUAUUAACGCGUAUUUGGCUUCUAGUGGGCCCAGCCUGGAGGCCCUAUUUGGGCGCCGCAUGCAGGAGGACGUGUUCGGCAUGGGCCUGCGCAGGAGGGGCUUCCUCUCCAGUUGCAGAGUAGAAGCGGGGGGAGAAGUGGAAGACGGUGAAGCAAACAGCGUAGGGGGUGCCAACCAAGUGGGAGCCGCUAACGCAGACCACCUGUUCAACGAAACGCUCUUCUUCUUCAACGACAAUUCAGAUUUAUACACCUACGAGGAGUACAAACGGGGGAAGCUGCAGAGUGUGGGCAGAGGAGGCGACCAUGAGGGCAAACCCCCCGCGGAGCAGCUGCAACCCGCAGCUGGGAGGAGCUGGAUGGCCAGAAGUGUGCCACAUGCUCAGGGGGAGAAGCUGUGGGACUCCCUCUGCACGCAGUACGCACAGAACCUUUUCAACAUUUACGUUUGCUCCUUCCUGACGAGGGAGAGCAGCUGCAAGGGGCUCGCGCCGCCCGUCGCCCCCCAAAAAAAAAAGAAAAAAGGAAACGCAUCAGGAGAGCGGCGUGAAGGAAAUGCAGCAGGUGACCAACGUGAUGGACGCAGAAUGCCCUACCGGGAGCGAAUCAGCCUCAUCAAAAAAUGCUACUUCCUCCUGUUCGGCUUCUACAAAGACAAGUUCCGCGUCUCCCUGAAGGAGGAAGAAGAGGACGUCCUGCACAGGAGUAACUGGGCCAGCGAGGAUUCGCUCAUCUCGCGCGGCCGGAGGGCUAGCGAAGUGGCCACACUCAGGUGA
Messenger RNA from Plasmodium vivax (malaria parasite P. vivax), 3159 nucleotides. RefSeq lists its product as hypothetical. Lineage: Eukaryota; Apicomplexa; Aconoidasida; Haemosporida; Plasmodiidae. The transcript is spliced from 2 exons. The coding region runs from base 1 to 3159 and encodes 1052 amino acids. The record is from RefSeq and is a predicted model, not a curated record.